Messenger RNA from Nematocida homosporus, 1536 nucleotides. RefSeq lists its product as uncharacterized. The coding region runs from base 1 to 1536 and encodes 511 amino acids. The transcript has a single exon. NCBI's taxonomy places the organism in Eukaryota, Fungi, Microsporidia. The record is from RefSeq and is a predicted model, not a curated record.
AUGGUCAGAGAUGUCAAGAGGUCAACAAUAAAAACUAUCGUCCUAGUCUGGAUCAGAAUAAUAUCGAUAGUGAUAGGGAAACAAAAUGUACUCGAUCACACACAGCCUUCCAAGGGCCAGACCACCCUCGUUAUCUCCAAUAUAGAGGGAGGACUCGGGGAUGUUAGCUGGGCGGCCAACAUCGGGAAGGAGCUGGAGAGUAUUACAGGGAUACAACCGACGUACUUGUUUGUAGGAAACAUUAAACCGGAGGUCAUCAGGCAUUUGAACAAGAGAAGUGAUCUAGGCGGAGAGCUGCGGAUCAUCCGCAAACCAACUGAAGUGGAUCCGGGCUAUGCCGGAGCGUACGUGUGUGAGGCUGAAAACGGGUCCAUGUAUACGGCCCUUGCUUUGUCGGACAUCGAGUUCAUUGGGGAAAAGUUCGACUGCACUGUCCUAUUCCGCAUGCAAUGGAACUCAACUUAUGGUAUGGACAACCAGCCUACCCGUGUAUGGAAGAGAUUCAUUCCAGUGGAAGAGUAUGGGGAUAUAGCUACAGACGAUAUCCGCAAAGAAGUCCGGAUCUUCUUCCAAGACUACACGAAGAAGUAUCGGACAUCUGUCUUAGAGGCAGACUGUGUGCGCCUGAAUGUAAGCGUAGACGAGUUCUAUAACAAACUAGGAGCUGAUGCCAAAAAGCAAUUCAAUUUAGAGUAUGUUAAACAGUUGGAAAAGAAGAUAGGCAUGGGAGUUCCGUACCACUUCGUUUACUACAACCUGUUUGUCAGGAGGGAGGACUUUGAUGACCUGUGUUUGAUGACCCAAAUCGCUUUGGCACACAUAAUGAACCUACAAGGCCGGGAGAACCAGAGCCCGGACACUCCCAUCACAUUCCUAGUGAACCAAAUCGACCUUUGCAAGAGAGCUGAGAUCUACGAGAACAAACUCUGGGAGAGUAACCUCUGGAUGGAGAAAUGGAAUGGCUUGCCAGAGUCGAAGAGAGACGAGGCAGAUCGCCAGGAGAAAAUUCAGAUGCUUCUAAAGAAAGGUGAUGUCACGAUUGGAAGUGACGGGUUACAGCAAAUUCGUCUCUUAAACACCAAAAGAACAGCCCGACUGGUGCCCUACGAAAACCUCUCGCCUGAAGCUUUCGAGUAUUUCCUGCUGAAGAGCGAGCUAGUCGCGGGUUGUACAGGAGACAUGUCUUUUACACAGGUCAUAUCGUCCAAACGAAUUCCUGUGUACGAGUGUCUCACCCAUAAGCAGAGAUUCUACAAUUAUGCUCUGAACGCUCCUUGGAUAGAGACGUUGGAAAAGAUAGGCGUCCCGGUGGAAAAGGGUUUAGCGGUAUUCCCUGGAAUAGGGAGGGACAGAUCCACUAUCGUUUUGAGUGGAGCGACAACACUGACCGCGAAGAAUGUAAGGCAGGUGUAUCCUAUCUUCCGCGCAAAGUUGCAACAGAACGCCUUCUCGCCAUGGUUCAGGAUGAGGGUGAAAGAAGCACUGAAGACAAAAGAGCCCAAACAAGGCCUGCCCGAGAUGCACCCAGAUAAGUAG